Messenger RNA from Amphiprion ocellaris (clown anemonefish), 3928 nucleotides. RefSeq names its product SID1 transmembrane family, member 2 (gene sidt2). The record is from RefSeq and is a predicted model, not a curated record. The coding region runs from base 555 to 3185 and encodes 876 amino acids. Lineage: Eukaryota; Metazoa; Chordata; Actinopteri; Pomacentridae. Gene Ontology annotation, cellular component: membrane. The transcript is spliced from 27 exons.
UUUCAUAUUGUAAACACAGUGAAUCUCUUCGCCCUCCGGACGAGGAGUACUUGCACAAUGCAGUGGCACUGCGAAAACGGACACUGACAACCGUCCACACAGGAGAAGAUCGACAAAACACCUCAUGCGGUUUAAUUUUUGACACCGUUGGACGUUGGAGCUCAAUUUGAAAACAUGGAGCUGAUGCACCAACGUCCUCACCAGCAAUGCUAAUGUUAGCUCAGCUAGCCAGCAGCCUGCUAGACUUCGGCGUUUCAUGUAGAAGAACUGAGUAUCGUUUUUUUUUGCCUUGAAACUUGUGUUAUUGUGUGCAUAGCCAACAGCGUCGACUCUGUUACGGAUGCGUACAAGAUAAAGAACAAGUCUGUAGCAAAUGUAAACGUUUCGCUGUCUCUAUAGCUUGUUAGUUAGCAGCUGUUGUUAUUGUUGGUGGAAGUGGUACAGUUAAGCUAGCCAGAGUGCUAUCUGAGUAUCUGUUGCUGAAUGGGGUGGAGUUUUUGUUAGUGUUGCUCGUGGGUAUCAGUUUCCAGUUGAGGAAGACGGUGUCAGACAAGAUGGUGUUAAGGAGCUGCUGGAAAUCUCGACAUAAAAACAGCUCUAGACCUGCUCCUCGCUUGAUCCGAGCUGGACUGGCAGCUCUGUUCUGGUUAUGUGUGACCCAGUUAGCCUGCGGCAGUGGGGCGGUGGGGGAGACUAAAAAUGUAGUCCAGAAAGAUGCAGAGUUUGAUGUCACCUAUAAUGACACGGUAACAAGUGAAAACCAGACCAUCUAUGCUUUCAAUCACACGGUCUCCAGGAAUAAGACGGAGGGAGUGCGUGUGAGAGUGGAUGUGUCGCCACAGAAUUUGGAGAGUACUAUUCUGUUUGUAGUGCGACAGAAACAAGCUGUACUUUCUUUUCAAGUCCCUCUUAUUCUCAGAGGCCUCUACCAGAGGAAGUACCCUUACAAUCAUGUGGGCCGGACACUGUGCCAACCUCCAACCCGGGCCGCCUCUGAGACUCAGUACUUUUUUGUCGACGUGUCUACCCUGUCCGCUCAGGGUACCAACUAUCAGCUCAGAGUCAGCCGUGUUGAGAGUUUCACACUGCAGACGGACAAGAAAUUCACCUUCACCGCAUCACCAUCCCAACCUCAGUAUUUCAAGUAUGUCUUUCCAGACGGAGUGGAUACUGUGAUCGUCAAGGUCAACUCAGACAUGAACUUUCCCUGCUCCGUUAUGUCCAUCCAGGACAUCCAGUGCCCUGUAUACGACCUUGACAACAAUGUGGCCUUUCUUGGGAUGUACCAGACUAUGACAAAAAAAGGUGCCAUCACUGUGCAGAGAAAGGAUUUUCCUCGCAACAGUUUCUAUGUGGUGGUCGUGGUUAAAACAGAGGAUGAGGCGUGUGGUGGGCCGCUACAUUUCUAUCCUCUGCGACCCGAUGAACUGAUUGAUGCUGGCAACCGUACCAAAGUCCUUGAUGUGGUGGUUUCUCCUGCUAUCAACUCGGAAGUGUACGUGAUGGGCAUGCUGUUCUGUCUGGGUAUCUUCCUCUCUUUCUACCUACUCACCUUGCUGGUUGCCUGCGUGGAAAACAAGAGAAUGAACAAAAAGAGAGCGGUGUUGGAGAAUCCUGCUGACAUGUCGCCUGCUGAGACAGCCUCUCUACUGGGGAAGAACGGAGAUGGCAAGACUCCAGCCUCACCAUACGAAUAUGGCUCUUUUGCUGACAACGGCAGCACACUGAGUUCAGAGGCCAUCACAGAAAGCGCCACAUCGACUGACAACAACUAUGGAUACAUGGGACAGGAGCCUUUCAAACGUCGACCAAUAUUCAAUCACCUUCGCCACAUAGCUGUACCCAUUGAGCGAUCAUUGGACAGUGUUGGACGAUCCAGGCACGAGUCUUUGAGCUCUGUGGAGGAGGAUGACUAUGACACGCUGGAAGACAUUAAUUCAGAUAAAAACAUUGUCCGCACCAAGAAGUUUCUUUGUGUGUCUGACCUGGCCCGCAAAGACAAGAGGGUCCUCAGCAAGAAAUACCAAAUCUACUUCUGGAACAUUGCUACUAUUGCUGUUUUCUACGCUCUGCCAGUCAUCCAGCUGGUCAUCACCUAUCAGACGGUUGUCAAUGUUACAGGAAAUCAGGACAUCUGCUACUACAACUUCUUGUGUGCCCACCCGCUCGGUGCUCUAAGUGCAUUCAACAACAUCCUCAGUAAUCUUGGUUACGUGAUGCUGGGACUCCUCUUCCUCCUUAUCGUCCUCAAGAGAGACAUCGUCCACAACCGAGCUCUGGUCCGCAACGACCUCAACGCGUUGGAGUGCGGUAUCCCAAAGCACUUUGGUCUGUUUUAUGCCAUGGGAACUGCUCUGAUGAUGGAGGGCUUGCUCAGUGCCUGUUACCACGUCUGUCCCAAUUACACUAAUUUCCAGUUUGACACCUCCUUCAUGUACAUGAUCGCUGGUCUGUGUAUGUUGAAGCUGUAUCAGAAGAGACACCCAGACAUCAAUGCAAGUGCUUACACUGCCUACGCCUGCCUGGCCGCCGUCAUCUUCUUUUCUGUGCUGGGAGUGGUAUUUGGGAAAGGAAACAUGGCCUUCUGGAUCGUUUUCUCGGUGAUCCAUAUUCUGGCCACGCUCCUCCUCAGCACACAGCUCUACUACAUGGGUCGAUGGAGACUCAACGCUGGGAUCCUGCGCCGGAUGCUACACAUCAUCUACACAGACUGCAUCCGACAGUGCAGUGGACCCAUGUAUAUUGAUCGUAUGGUUCUGCUUGUGAUGGGGAACAUCGUCAACUGGUCUCUGGCUGCCUAUGGCCUCAUAGAGAGACCUAAUGACUUUGCCUCCUACCUGUUGGCCAUCGCCAUCUGCAACCUGCUGCUCUACUUUGCCUUUUACAUCAUCAUGAAGCUGCGGAGUGGGGAGAGGAUCAAGUGUCUGCCGUUGGUGUGUAUUCUCUUUACGGCCGUCGUAUGGGGCUUCGCGCUGUAUUUCUUCUUCCAGGGUCUCAGCACCUGGCAGAAAACUCCAGCAGAGUCUCGUGAGCACAACAGGGACUGCAUCCUCUUGUUCUUCUUUGACGACCACGACAUCUGGCACUUCCUCUCCUCCAUCGCCAUGUUUGGAUCCUUCCUGGUCCUCCUGACCAUGGACGACGACCUCGACACCGUCCAGAGAGACAAGAUUUACGUCUUCUAGAUCCGUCAGAUCUUCUGUGAGGAGCUCAGCUCUUCCUCACCGCCUUAUCAUCCUUCUCUUCGUCCGCGUCUCCAUGUUUUCAAAAAGCACAGCCAGUAGCCUGGUACUAGGGCUGUCAAUGAGCGCAUGUCUGCCUCUCACAGCCAAUCAGCCAGUAAGGGAAGAGCGGUAGCCCCUCCCUCUACCUGUACGGACACUUAUGUGCCAAGCCAGAGCUGGAUCAGUGAUGCUGAAGUGUUUUGUCCUUUUGCUGCCAUCAUCGAUGUAACUGUUGUAAUCAAUGUUUACUCACUGCUGAUGAUGAAGAUAACAAUGUGCACACUUGCUAAACGAAAACUGUCCAAGUUAACUUAUUUUAUAUUGUCUACAUUUUGUUUGACCCAUGAGUCAGCAAUGUAUUUUGAAAUUCCUGUUUGUAUGCUGUUUAUAUGCUGUGUGAGUGAGUGUGUGUGUUUGUACAGAGGUGUGUGUCUGUUUACAAAUAUAAUUGUGAGAACAUGAAUGCUGUCCAGUCUGUCAGUGGCCUUCAAUGUCCUAAUCUUGUUAGUCACAUACUGUGCUCUGAUUGGUCAGAUCCUCGACCUAGCUGUCCUUCUCAUUGGAGAAUAUUGAUGAUUGUAUUUACUUCUUGACUGCCCUCAAGUGUGACUGCGAAGGUAUUUUUUGCAAAGUACUGUAUGAAAAAAAGUUUUUGAUGUCAAAAAUUGCAAUGAGCAGUUACUGAAUAAAGGUCUUUUCAGAAA